Molecule: messenger RNA, 2293 nt
Organism: Phyllostomus discolor (pale spear-nosed bat)
Lineage: Eukaryota; Metazoa; Chordata; Mammalia; Chiroptera; Phyllostomidae
Gene: MIP
Product: major intrinsic protein of lens fiber
Exons: 4
Coding region: 59-850 (263 amino acids)
Biological process (GO): transmembrane transport
Cellular component (GO): apical plasma membrane; plasma membrane
Molecular function (GO): water channel activity
Source: RefSeq, a predicted model, not a curated record
GCCCAGAUCAGUCCAGGGGGGUGUCAGGGACCCAGGCAUUGUGCCCAUCCCCCCUGCCAUGUGGGAACUACGGUCAGCCUCCUUCUGGAGGGCCAUAUUUGCUGAGUUCUUUGCCACCCUCUUCUAUGUCUUCUUUGGGCUGGGGGCCUCACUGCGCUGGGCCCCUGGACCCCUGCAUGUCCUACAGGUGGCUCUGGCCUUUGGCCUGGCUCUGGCUACUCUGGUGCAGUCUGUGGGCCACAUCAGUGGAGCCCAUGUCAAUCCUGCUGUCACUUUUGCCUUCCUCGUGGGCUCCCAGAUGUCCCUGCUCCGUGCCUUCUGCUAUAUGGCAGCCCAGCUCCUGGGAGCUGUGGCUGGGGCCGCCGUGCUGUAUAGUGUUACCCCGCCUGCCGUCCGAGGGAACUUAGCACUUAACACGUUGCACCCUGGGGUGAGUGUGGGCCAGGCCACCACGGUGGAGAUCUUCCUGACGCUGCAGUUUGUGCUCUGCAUCUUUGCCACCUACGACGAGAGGCGGAAUGGCCGCCUGGGAUCCGUGGCCCUGGCCGUUGGCUUCUCCCUCACCCUGGGACACCUCUUCGGGAUGUAUUAUACCGGUGCAGGCAUGAACCCUGCCCGCUCCUUUGCUCCUGCCAUUCUGACCAGAAGCUUCACCAACCACUGGGUGUACUGGGUGGGCCCAAUCAUUGGAGCAGGCCUGGGAAGUCUCCUCUACGACUUUCUUCUCUUCCCCCGGCUCAAAAGUGUUUCUGAAAGACUGUCUAUCCUCAAGGGUACCAGGCCCAGUGACUCCAAUGGACAACCAGAGGGCACAGGGGAACCUGUUGAACUGAAGACCCAGGCCCUGUAGAAGCUGCAGUUGGAUAGAGGGAGUAGGAACCUUCUGGGUUUACACAGAGGGGCUAAGCUAGCCCCUGGAUGAAGAAGGAGAUUGUGGGGAGGGGCAUGUACUUCUUUAUUUUUUAAUGUAUGUGUGAGGGUUAUUUUUUUUUUUUCUGUGUGAAAUCUUUCAAGUUGCAUUCAUGAGUUGGUUGGUGCAAACUUCCCUUCCUCCCCAUCCCACCUCUCUCCACUGUUGUUUGUGCGUGAUUGUGUGUGUGAAUGUGAGCAAACAUGCCUGUGUGUCUGAGUUUUGGGCACAGCAGGAGAAGUAGGGAAAGGAAAAGAGAUAUCAUUGUUUACCUUCCUUUCCCAACUCAGUGUGAUGAGCUCAGGAAACCAAGACCUUAAGUUCCUGGCCUUUACCCUUAUGCCAGUCAAGUGCAUGGUUCUAGGUUUCUGAGGGAGCAGUGAGGCAGGGAGUACUCCUCACAGGAGGCAGAUAGAAAGACAUGGAGGACACAAGGUAUUCCAAGGUUGGGAGAAGGGGCUGGAGCAGGAAGAGAAGAAAUGCCAGUAUUAGCCCCAGCUCAGGAUGUAAUUGUACCAAAAAGUUGUGGGGAAGUUAAUGGGAGAGUGUAGGCUUACUUAUCUCAGGGAUGCUUGCCCCAGGGGCUUGGUUGGGGAAGUAGCUCUGAGAAAAGUGAAUGCUGAGGUUUGAACUGCUCUAUAAAGCCACAUAAACCUGUCUACAUCCACUGGCGGGGUUUUGUCUUCAUUCUGGGCCUGGUGGAUCUCUUUGGAGGCCCUGCACCAGUGAGCUCACCAACCAAGGUGUGGGUGAGCCUAGAAACUAGAUAGAUCUAGUAGCUGAACUGUCCUGCUUGAUAUUCCCAGCAGGGCCUCCAGGCAAAUGAUACUUAAGUCCCAGAAGAGAUCCAGGGCAAAAACAGGCAAUCCAAUGCCUGGAGCAAAGACAAAGGUGGAGACAGGCUGGAAGGGAGAGGCUUUGACCCUCAGUUUUUAUUUGGGCAGAUCAAAAGACUCUUCAAAUGGCACCUCUCUGCUUUUAUCACUAGUUUCAUAGUCUUUUCUUUUUUUUUUUUUUUUCUUUUCUUCAUGUGCUGCUUUUCACUUUCCUCUCACCUUCAUCAAAUCUCUUUUAACUUUUCUUAUAUCCCAGAAACUGAUUCCUUCUAUUCAAAUACUUAAUAAUUAAGGACUUAAGUACUCUUCUGAGCCCUAUCUUUUCUUGUUGGCAAAUACACUCAUCUCAGCUGAGGCCAGAGGAGACAUUCAACUGACCAAUGAAUAUUUACUGUUGAUUUCUUCCUUUUAGGAGCCUGCAGCAUACUGCGCAAACUCUAAACGUAUACCUCCAGUAAGAGAGACACCCAGCCCCGCAAAAGACCACCGUUCCCAGUAGCUCAAUUCCACAUUUCCUCCCAAAUAAAGCCUUACUUUUCUAACUAAC